CUGACGCAUCAAACAGCGCAUGUCUACUCCCUAGGAGUGGGCUUCACUUGGCGCUGACCUUCCACAUCAUACACGGUUGGCGGAUCUACGAGAACACGUUCCCAUUUUCAUCGACUGGUCAAAACACGGUCCUGUAGCACUAACUCAGCCUAGCCUGUUUCUACACAGGCUGCAGAAUGUGAUAUAUGUAGCGCAGUCCGUUCUUGUGCUGAUGGCUUGUACUGCUGCCGUACUGCUCCCAAUGGAUGCUGCCCAGAAGCCGAGAGAUUUGCUGCCGCUUCUGGCUGGUCGGCCACGCAACCCUUGGCCGGCGUUUUGCAACUAGCUGGACUGAAGCAACUGCAUGGAUAGUUGUUGGAGUGAUGGCUAUGUUAGCAGCUGGUGGAUACGGUUUCUGGAGGUACAAAGUCGCCCAAAGAAUGAUACGCUGGAGGCGGGACACGGACCGGCUGCCGCUGCCUGCCGCCUCCGGGGGGCGGGCCCUGCCCCCCGCCACCGUGAGGGCGCUGCCCGCGCCUCCAGGCUGGACUCCGGGCUCUGCCUUCGCCGCCGAGACUCCGCCCCACUCUCCAGACACUGCCUCCGCUUCUGAGACGGCGCCUCUCCUCUCACGAAUUAACCUCUAGCGGUCCACGCAUCAUUAACAUCAACUGCCAUGCUACUGUCUACACUCUGCAGAACGACGACGUCAGCUGUUUUUGCUUCCGCUAGUGUAAUCCGUACAGUAGUACUGUAAACUUUUUUAACGCUAUGAAUGUGUGUUAUGGAAAAGUAGACAUGAAUGUUACUUUAUAAUGCAAGUGUGUCCAACACUCAAAGGCGGGAACAGUGGACAAUCGCAAUUAAAUGCGAAAAUGGAAAUCGCAAAACUGUCAUGUGGAAUAAGAAUUCCUAUCUUAUUGAAGUAAGUAUUUUUUUUCUUGUGACAAGGCAUUAAUAAUGUCCUGUAUUUAGUAGUAUUUAUCAUUCAAGAAUUUGUUGGAGUUCAGUGAACAAUUUUUAUGUUACUAACAGGAGAACCAAAAAUAUAUCUUUAUUUAUUUACUACAUAAUACACUCACGGAUAAUCAGUACUAUAUAGCAGAGUAAUGUCUUAACAACAAUUUUUCCUUGGGCGGAACGUCGAAUUUUGUUAUUUCUGUGACCGUUGGUUACUUUUGGUCACGUUUGACGAUAAGUCCAUAUAACAUGCAAGAUAGUUAUGUUUCACUAAUUCGAAAAGUAAGUCACAAUUAUCGACCGAAAAUACAUUUUGUGGAGGCGGGAGAAGAUUUCCAAAGCGUUGCGACUAAUAACUUCAAGAAUAAAUGUCCCAGCAAGGAAAACGCGUAGCAGCAUGAG
Schistocerca americana (American grasshopper) is the source of this 1341-nucleotide messenger RNA. RefSeq lists its product as uncharacterized. The record is from RefSeq and is a predicted model, not a curated record. The transcript has 6 exons. Lineage: Eukaryota; Metazoa; Arthropoda; Insecta; Orthoptera; Acrididae. The coding region runs from base 246 to 626 and encodes 126 amino acids.